Macaca mulatta (Rhesus monkey) is the source of this 1961-nucleotide messenger RNA. Lineage: Eukaryota; Metazoa; Chordata; Mammalia; Primates; Cercopithecidae. The record is from RefSeq and is a predicted model, not a curated record.
UAAUGGCAAAAACCACAAUUACUUUUGCACCAACCUGUAUCUUGUUAUUUAGAGAAACUAGGCAUUCCCUACCUCUCUUGGGCAAACCUAUAGCUAUGUAACAUGGCAAUGGAAUGACACUAACUGCCUCAUUCUCCCUGGGAGUGCUCUCUGCAUGUUCAGUCUCCCAGUGAAGAGAACCCUUCUAUCAGGACCUUCAUCAUGAUACAAAAGGAAUAUCUAUGCCAGGCCACAGCUGCAGAUCAGUGAGUGUCUGAGAACUGUAUCUUUUCUGUUAUUUUUCUGCUUGAAAGUUUUUCACCAAUAAAUCCUGCACUAUGUCUGCACCAUAUGGUGCUAGUUAUUUGUAUUCUCUUGCAUGACACUAGUAAUAUUAUCCAAACACAAUUUCAAAAACUACUUUCUGCAGUUGGUAAAUAUACAGAAAUUGAGAAAAAGGAAGAAAUAUGAGGAAGAAAGAUAUUGCCUGUUGCAACAGUUCAGUGUUCUUAACUGAAGCCACAGAUGAGACAUCGCUCAUUUGCAGACAUAUGGGUGAUUGGUACAGUCAGUUUAUGAACAGAAGUUUAAACUUAUUUCUUUACAUAUUCAUCAAUGUCUGAAGAAGUUACUUAUGCAGAUCUUAAAUUCCAGAACUCCAGUGAGACAGAAAAAAUCCAAGAAAUUGCCAAAUUUGGGGAAAAAGCACCUCCAGCUCCCUCUUGUGUAUGGCGUCCAGCAGCGUUGUUUCUGACUGUUCUGUGCCUUCUGAUGCUCAUUGGAUUGGGAGUCUUGGGAAGCAUGUUUCACAUUACUUUGAAGACAGCAAUGAAAAAAAUGAACAAACUACAAAAUAUCAAUGAAGAGCUUCAAAGAAAUGUGUCUCUACAACUGAUGAGUAACAUGAACAGCUCCAACAAGAUCAGGAACCUCUCCACCACACUGCAAACAAUAGCCACCAGAUUAUGUCGUGAGCUAUACAGCAAAGAACAAGAGCACAAAUGUAAGCCUUGUCCAAGGAGAUGGAUUUGGCAUAAGGACAGCUGUUAUUUCCUAAGUGAUGAUGUCCGAACAUGGCAGGAGAGUAGAAUGGCCUGUGCUGCUCAGAAUGCCAGCCUGUUGAAGAUAAACAAUAAAAAUGCAUUGGAAUUUAUAAAAUCCCAGAGUACGUCAUAUCCCUAUUGGCUGGGAUUAUCUCCUGAAAAAGAUUACAGUUACGGUACGAGCGUGGAUGAUAUAAUCAACUCCUCUGCCUGGGUUACACGAAACGCAUCUGACUUAAAUAACAUGUUUUGUGGAUAUAUAAAUAGAAUAUAUGUUCAUUAUGAUUACUGCAUUUAUAGAAAAAAAAUGAUAUGUGAGAAGAUGGCCAAUCCAGUGCAGCUUGGUUUUAUACAUUUUAGGGAGGCAUGAGUCAUCAAUCAAAUACGUUUAAGGAGAGUGGGGGAUUGGGGUUCCAGGCUAUAGGUAAAUUUAAAUAUUUUCUGGUUGACCACAAUUGGUUGAGUUUGUCUAAGGACCUGGGAUUUUAUCACGCAGAUGAAACAUCCAGGUAGCAAGCUUCAGAGAGAAUAGAUUGUGAAUGUUAAUGCUGGAGAGGUAUAAUGAAGCAUGUCCCUCCUCCCACUUCCCAUCAUCGCCUGAACCCUGGAGAAGAGGAAGUCCAUUCAGAUGGUUGUGGGGGGCCUUCGAAUUUUAUUUUUCAUUUACAUUCUUCCCCUUCUGGCCAAGAUUUGCCAGAGGCAACAUCCAAGACCAGCAGAUUUUAAUUUUGUCCCAUAGCAUUGCCAGGGUGGCAUGGCUCGCCAUCUCUGGUCCAUCCUAUACUCCGUGGGACUCCCUAUAGCUGAAGGCCUUAUGAGUCAAAGGACUUUUAGCCAAUUGAUUGUUCUAGGCCAGAUAAGAAUGGAUGUGGACAUGCAUUAUUACCUCUUAAAAUUAUUAUUUUAAGUAAAAGCCAAUAAACAAAAAUGAAAAGGCAA